UGAUUGUCACGGAAUAACAUCGUGCAAUCGAAGAUCAAACCCGCAAAAUUAUUUGCGUAAUUACUGGCGGUAUGGGGUCUUGGUUGGUCUACUGGCGUGGACACCAUCGCCCUGUUUAUUUCUGCCGCAAAGCUAUAGGUAUUUUCCGGUUUGAGGGGUGGGGGCAGCUGGACUCAAACUGAGUGCUGUAAUUACGUUGUUGUUUGCCGACUCCGGCAAUCACUUAUCGUCAGAUGUGUCAGCUUCUGCCCAUAAACAUCUACAACGUAAAUACCGCCACGGUUCGUGUUAGCAACGUCAAGUUUGAGCCCCGUGAGCUCGCUUACUAGUUCGUUGAAUCUAGAAUAACCCCUCGAAGAUAUUAGAAAAGGAAGAAAAAAAAACAAUCUAAAUAUACGCCAAUAGUAUCGAUGCAUCUCUAGCAGCGCAGUGGUUCAAGUCGUGCGUUGGUUUGUAGUGUUCACUCCUUACACGCCAUUAAUGUUGUGAGUCGUUUGUGCGGUAUUGCUACCGCGACGGAAUUCUUGCUCCAUAAUCUAUACUUCUAUACAUAAACUUAAUAUUAUAAAGAGGAAAAAUUUGUUUGUUUGCUUGUAUUGAAUAGGCUCCGAAACUACUGAACCGAUUUGAAAAAUUCUUUUACUGUUUAGAAGCUACACUAUCCCGAAUGACAUAGGCUAUAAUCUUUUUGGAAAAAAAUUAGGGAUCCUUACUAAAACUACAAUAAUGUAGCCCAAGGUGUAAAAAAAAUACCUAAAAUAUUCUUUACAUCGCGUGCACUGCGAAAACUAUUGAUGAUAGAAUAAAAUAAUGUACUUCGACUUUGUCGAACACAUUCAUAUUUACAAAAAGUGUCACGACAGCAUAUGUCUAACUAUAUAUAGUUAUGCCGCAAUAAGUGUAAUUGUAUUAAAAAAAAUAAAACAAUGUCAAAUAUCGUUGAAAUUUUUGUUAAAGACCCGAGCGGAGUCGGAGCGGGCCGCUAGUUACUCAUAUUUUUAUUGUGUCCAUAUUGAUGAAGAAGAUUAAAAUAUAGUGAAAACAAAACGCACUAAUCAAUAAACAAAUGACAGAAUUUGAAAAUCCAAUUGCACAUAAUUAUUUUAAAUAAAAUUUAUUGCCAGUCUUUUAUAAUUAUUUUUAUAUUAUAAUAAUACAUAAAUCACAUUUAAAAUGGCCAGCUAUGUAAAACAGUAACUUCAUAGGUAUCCUUUGUAAUGAAAUACAACAAGGUAUCACGUCGGUUAUCUAACGGAAAGAAUAUGUACCUAUUGAAAUGCUCAAGGUGACUAGUUUUUAUCACCCUGUAAUUAUUGUCAGCAAUGUAACAGCACUAUUAUUGAUUGAAGCUACGCAGAGACAGCCUAACUUACAUUGUUAGUAAAAUUCUACCUAUAUGGUACCAUAAUUCCAAACACAGCUCAAUAGUUUAAGACAAAAUUAAAUAGUAAAGAAGUAUUUAAUUGUCUCUUCUCAUUUGGCUGGGCAGAAAAUGGUUUGCGAGCAAAAAUAAACAAUAAUGAAUUUUACAUAAUAAAUUUUGACAAGAGCGUGCAUAUUUUUUAUUAUUUUAAUAUUUUCUACAUAAAACCUUCUGCGUGUUUUAAAAAUGUUUAAAAAAAACUACUAAGCAAUUGAACAGAGACAAAAAAACUUGUUUAUUACGUGCACAGUGAAUAAAAACGAUAACUUUUUAAUUUUUAACCGCAUUCUAGAUGUUAUUUCAUGUUAUUCAAGGCUGUGUGUUAAUUUCAUUAAACCUCGCAACGGGUUUGAAAGCAAAACGUAUUUUUUAAAUUUAAAAUCGAAGCGUCUUAGAAUCGCGCUAACAUCGGAUGAAUGCGCGUAUAAUUAAAAUAGGUUUCAUUAUAAUGUAAUAUAAUCAUACUUUUCAUUUUGAAUACAAACAUGAUUUAUGUUUAUUAUUACGAGAGAUUUGAGGGAAAUAAUAAAUCAAUAAAAAUAGCUGUCUAGUAUUAUUUUACCAGAAGGACAUUUCGCUUUUAAAACCAAGGCUGUAAAUUGUUUUAUUGGAAAAUGAAAUCGUACAAUUAACUAAUCUACCGUAUUAUUUUGUAUCCGUGGUAUCUUAUCGCGUAUUUUAAACGUUAAUUUAGUACAAACUACAUAGUUGCGGUCACAGGCAGGACACGUUACGAACGUUGCAUCUUAUUUAUUUAUUAGCGCGAGGCGAUAUCGCGGCCUCCGCGCUCGCCACCUAUUUGUUUUCCCGUCUCGCUCGGCCAUAUUGGAUGCGCCGCGCCAAGCCGAGCCCGCCAGUUUCACGCGGACGUUCAUGUGAGAGUACCGCUGUGCCGGCGCGCGCACCCAAAAACCGCACGCACAUCGAAAACGCACAUAAAUUCAAAAUGGGCCGUUCCCGAGACAACGAUGCGAUCAAAAGUAGCCUUAUCAUAUCUGAAGUGCAGAAACGUCCAUGUUUAUUCGACACGAACGAUACGAAUUACGGCGACAGAGCGGAGAAGACGAGAUGCUGGGAGGAGAUCUGCGAGGUUGUGGUGCCGGGAUGGACCGGCCUCGGGAUGUCGGAGAAGUUCACCGCUGGUAAAGAAGUUCAGAAACGAUGGCGCUCUAUCCGGGACUCGUACACGAAGACUUACAGACAAGGAAAGUGUCUGCCGGACCAGUGCGCUCCGAACAGCAAAAGAUAUCAGUACCACAGGCAGAUGUCGUUUCUAUUGAGGGCGCUACAGAACAAAAAGCCAAGGUACUCCCAGGACAAAUACGAGUCAUUCUCCGAAGUGUCCAACUCGCCGCAACACGCUCCGCCCGAGGACGUCAUCCCCAAGAUCAAAACCGAGGUCAUCGAUAAACCGCUCGACCUAAAAACCAAAGCGGAGGUCACCGAUAGACCGGACACCGUGGACAAAUGCAACCAAACCGUCAUAGACAAGAACCCGUCGUUGGAGAUCAAGAUCGACGCUAACUCAAUCUUGCCCGACGACCACUUCGACGACGACAAACUCUUCAUGAACUCCCUGAUACCGUUGUUCAAGAAGAUGAGCGACGACACCAGACUCCUGUGCAGGAUCGAGGUGCUGAAGAUCAUACGAUACGCCUUGCAAGGGCACAAGUGCUUCGAAGCUCUGAAGGUGGCCGAAGACAGCUUCUUCAGAGACAGAAUGAGCGGGAUCCUGGCAAAGCAGGAGGUGGACGUGGCGACGUCGAAGGGCGCGGAAACUAGGCUGUCGAUGACGACGCGUUCGGCUGAUGGCAGCAGACCAGUUAGGAAACGGAGGACGCGGUCGCCAUCGCCGCUUCCAGUUACCACCAAGAGACGUGGGCCAGGACGUCCGAGGAAGAUCCGCCCACCGCCGUCGGACUCUGACGAAGAGCAGCUCUCGAGGAAGCAGUGCCCCAAGCUGAAGGUGUCUCCCGUGGAGGUGCCGCGGAUGUCGGAGAUGGACGAGUCCCUCAUACAGGUGACCAGUGUCGCGCAGAUGUCCACGCCAUUGUUUAUGAAGAUGUACAACUUGGAACGAUCUAAGGCCGCCCCCGCACUGUCGAGCACGAAUCAACCGAUGCACGUGUCAGUCAAAACUGAACCCCUCGAAGACGCACAAAGUCAGCUCGCGAGCUAAACUUGAUAUUCUUGCGAAGUGGAAAUGUUCAUGGCGGUGAUUAUAUUAACUAAAGAUUUCAUACCACCCAACUUACUGGCGGUAGAAAUUCUUGUGAGUUCGCACAGGUAGGUACCACCACCCUGCCUAUUUCUGCCGUGAAGUAGUAAUGCGUUUCGACUUGAAGGGUGGGGCAGCCGUUGUAACUAUACUUGAGACCUCAGAGCAUAUCUCAAGGUGGGUGGCGCAUUUACGUUGUAGAUGUCUAUGGGCUCCAGUAACCGCUUAACACCAGGUGGGCUGUGAGCUCGUCCAACCAUCUAAACAAUGAAAAAUAUAAAUAAAGUUUCUUCAUCACUUCAACUUUUAUUUGACCGCUAAGCGACCACAGAUAAUACAAACAAUACAGACUAUCCCUAGGUAUACAGUUUAUAGGCGGAUUCCGAAUAUCCUCUGAACACCAAUAAAACAUGAACAUUUCCACUGACCGUUAGCUUAGUCGUGAGAGUGUUGUAUUAAUGUUUAUUUGCUCACAAAAAUAUGAAAAUAUUGAUUUACGAUUGUACCGAAACGUUUAUCGGCUGGUUAGAUGCGCAAAAGAAAAUUCCAAGAUUUACGUGAUAAUUUUAAAACAAGACCUUUCGAUCCGCAAGUAAUUGAAUGCACUCGGAAUUUGAAACGGAACGGAAUUUGAAUUUGAGUUCAUAUCUUCGCCACAGAUUAUAUUAACACAGAAACUUCUAGAAAAUAUUAUUAGCGCGACUUUAAUUUCUGAUAUCGGCCGAGAGAGAACACUUAAAAGAUUUACAAAAUACCAAUAGGCUUGUCGAUUAUGUUCUUAUCUAAAAGCAGACGCUGAUGCUUGCGUCAAGCGCAUACCAAACGUGUACUCUUUAAUUUUAAAUCAAGUACUUUUUGUAUGACUUCGUGUUACGAAUUGUUGAAUGUGAUAUCUUAGGUUACGGUUGGCCAUUUGGUUUUCAUAUCUAUAUUACCUAUUAACUAAAGAUUAGAUUUUUAAAACCAAAUAAAUAAAACUAAAAGUCGGGAGGCCUUUGCUCUGAUUCUGUAGUUUAAAGAAAUUGACAGAUUCGGUACGUCACCUGUCAAAUCGUGCAAAGGUUUAGUAAAAAAAAGAACAAAAAAGUAUUUUAAUGUUGCAGGUAUUUUAAGGAUCAAAGUUAAAGCAUUUUUUUUAGAUUUUUAAGGUUAGAAAUUAAGGUUAAUAUGUAAGUUAUACAGGACAUUAUCAGUCCCGUAUCGAGCUUCUAGAACAAUCGUGACUGAGAGUCACGAGACAGUCUCUGUAAAAAAAAGUUCAAUCAUUCCUUAGUUAAGUUGUAUGUUAGGACAAUAAAAAGAAAUAUAUUUUGUCUGAGAGAUGUUAAUAAAGUUUAUUUUAAGAA
Molecule: messenger RNA, 4987 nt
Organism: Bombyx mori (domestic silkworm)
Lineage: Eukaryota; Metazoa; Arthropoda; Insecta; Lepidoptera; Bombycidae
Exons: 6
Coding region: 2253-3602 (449 amino acids)
Molecular function (GO): DNA binding
Source: RefSeq, a predicted model, not a curated record